AGGAGCAGGGGGAGGCGGCGGAGUCUGAGGAGCUCCAGGCGGCCCCUGCCAAGGUGGAGGAGCAGGCGGAGGCGGAGGAGCAGGACUGGGACAGUGAGACAGGCCCACCCCAAGCAGGGCCUGAAGAAGAGGACGGAGAGACCUUCUCCUUUAAAUACAGCCCCGGGAAGCUGAGGGGGAACCAGUACAAGAAGAUGAUGACCAAGGACGAACUGGAGGAGGAGCAGAGAGUUCAGAAAGAGCAGCUGGCCGCCAUCUUCAAGCUCAUGAAGGACAACAAGGAGACCUUUGGUGAGAUGUCCGAUGGCGACGUGCAGGAGCAGCUCCGGCUUUACGACAUGUAGGCCUGUCAUGGCAGGCCCCGCUCGGCCGUGUCACCGAGCAGGACGUUCAGUCACGGGCCAGACUGCCUGGCCCACCCACGCGCUGUGCUUUGCGGACAUCUGUAGGCUUAGUUUUAUCUUAUAAACACAGAUGUAGACAUGCAUUAUUUGCAGAUUUGCUCAGUUCUUGCAAUUUAUAUGUCGCUUCACAGGAAUCAAGACUGUUUUCUCCUGAGGAGAAAGCCCCUGUCUCUUUGGUGAGGUGCCCGCUGUUGCAGUGUCCCGUGUCCUCUGAGACCUUCUGAUCCCAGUGCACUGCUGCACGCAGACCCAGGCAUGCGGCGGUCCCAGAGGGGCUGCCUCGGAAGGCGCAGGGCCCCGGGAUGUGGCCUGGGAAGCAUCCGGGAUGCCGUGAGGAAGAUCAGUAGCAGCUGUCACCUGCCUGUGUGGUCAAGUAACACUACACUCUCAUUCUGUCCUAGAAGGAGUUCUGGAAGCUUCUGUAACAGCAGGGAAGAAGCACUAGGCAAGCAUUCUUUUAGCAAAAAUUCUAAUUUGAAGACUUACCUUCCAGCCAUAAAAAACAAUGAGACCUGGUAUCUGAUAGAAACUGGACGAAUUUGGAAGAUUUAUUGCUAA
This is a messenger RNA of Tupaia belangeri chinensis (Chinese tree shrew), 962 nucleotides long. It is a transcript of the gene MXRA7, whose product is annotated as matrix remodeling associated 7. The record is from RefSeq and is a predicted model, not a curated record. Lineage: Eukaryota; Metazoa; Chordata; Mammalia; Scandentia; Tupaiidae.